Myxocyprinus asiaticus (Chinese sucker) is the source of this 2724-nucleotide messenger RNA. RefSeq names its product myotubularin-related protein 7-like. The transcript is spliced from 14 exons. Gene Ontology annotation, molecular function: phosphatase activity. Gene Ontology annotation, biological process: dephosphorylation. Bases 10 to 1980 code for a protein of 656 amino acids. The record is from RefSeq and is a predicted model, not a curated record. NCBI's taxonomy places the organism in Eukaryota, Metazoa, Chordata, Actinopteri, Cypriniformes, Catostomidae.
UCAUCAGGGAUGGAGCACAUCAGACUGCCAAAGAUUGAAAAUGUCCGUUUAGUGUCCGGUUACUCCUCUCAAAGAACUCAAUUGGGCACACUUUACCUGACUGCUACACACACUAUCUUUGUAGGUAAAGGAUCUGAGGUCAGAAAUGAGCUGUGGGUUCUGCACAGUUUAGUGAAUAAUGUGGUAAAGCAGAAAGCAUCUCAGAGCGGGUACCCUUUAUUGGUUCACUGCAAGAACUUUCAGCUCAUACAAUUUAUCAUUCCUCAAGAGAGCUUCUGCCAUGAUGUGUUCAUUUCACUCACGCGUCUCUCCAAGCCAGAAAGAUACGAGGAAUUGUAUUGCUUUUCUUUUAAUCCUAAUGUUGACAAAGCUGAACGAGAGCGCUCGUGGCAAUUUUUGGAUCUGAAGGCAGAGUACAGUCGAAUGGGACUUCCAAAUAAACUAUGGCAUGUCACUCCCAUCAACCGAGAGUACAGAGUGUGUGAUACUUACCCAGCUGACCUGUUUGUUCCUAAAUCAGUCACCCUCCCUGUCAUCAUAGGCAGCUCCAAGUUUCGUAGCAGAGGUCGAUUUCCCACGUUGUCGUACUACUGCAAAGAAAACCAUGCUGCGAUAUGUCGCAGCAGUCAGCCUCUCUCUGGCUUCAGUGCACGCUGUCUGGAGGAUGAACAAAUGUUGCAGGUCAUCAUGAAGGCCAAUCCUGGUAGCAGAUUCAUGUAUGUUGUGGACACUAGACCCAAGCUAAAUGCAAUGGCAAACCGGGCUGCAGGCAAAGGCUAUGAAAAUGAGGACAACUACUGCAACAUUAAAUUCCGGUUCAUCGGCAUUGAAAACAUCCACAUGAUGAGGAACAGUCAGCAGAAACUUAUAGAGGUUUCUGCACUGCGUUCUCCAUCCACUGAAGAAUUUCUCUUGGGGGUUGAAAAUUCGGAAUGGUUAAAACACAUCAAAUCAAUCUUGGAGGCUGGAAUCUUUAUAUUGAAGGCUGUAGCAGAGGAGGGAAUCAGUGUCUUAGUGCAUUGUUCUGAUGGCUGGGAUAGGACAGCACAGGUGUGCUCUGUGGCCAGUGUGCUGCUGGACCCCUACUACAGGACCAUCAUGGGAUUAAUGGUGCUGAUUGAGAAAGACUGGGUUUCAUUUGGACACAAGUUUUCGCACAGAUACAGUCAUCUUGAUGGAGAAGCCAAGGAAGUGUCACCUGUCAUUGAUCAGUUCCUGGAAUGUGUGUGGCAGCUUAUGCAGCAGUUCCCAUGUUCUUUUGAGUACAAUGAGAGAUUUCUUAUUAGCAUCCACAAUCACAUCUAUUCCUGUCACUAUGGCAACUUCAUUUGUAACAGCCAGAAGGAAAAGAGAGAACUUUGUAUCAAAGAGAAAACACAUUCCAUAUGGCCUCAUUUAUGGGAGAAAAAGCUGGACUUCAUGAACCCUCUGUUCAAACCCGAUCACAGCCAGACUAAGGGACUUUUGAGGCCCAGUACUGCCCCCUACUGUUUCAAAUACUGGAGAAGUUUGUAUAAUCAGUUUGAUCGUGAGCUACAGCCGCGUCAGUCUGAGCUGGAUUGCCUGAUUGCUGUAAAAGAGGAAACAAAACAACUUGAAGAAGAAUUAGCUCUCUAUGAGCAGAAACUGUCUAUCCUGGAUAAGGAGCGUGCAAAAGCACUUUACAUGCAGAAAGGUGUGUUGGACAACAAGCAGACCAUUUGGGCCGCACCUUCAGAUAUAAGCCUGGCCAAUACACCUCAGGAUUACAUUGGUGGAUUUGUAGGUGGCGCUCCCAAUGUUUUCAACCUCCAACAGAGGGAGAGAGAAAGUACAGAGCUACUGUUUGUAGAUGGACUGAACAGCUCAGAUGCUGGUAACAGUGACCAGGAGUUGGGAGUGGCUGAUUUCUGCUGUCAUUCCUCUGGCGAAGAUUCCCUGCCAAGUGAGGACAGUGUGAAGGAUCCUGACUCCGAUGAGACCGGCUCCAGCAGAGCAUGAACAACUGCAACACACAUUGUAAAAAGAGAAAGCUAGAGGAUUUCCAAAGUGACUAUGCGAUUAGUAUGAGAGCAUGGGUAUUUCAAAAUAUGCAAAGAUAUUGGACAGUGUGGACCUGUUUCUCGUGUUGCACUAAAGAAGCUGUCUGAUUGUGCAUUGCAGGUUUACUACAGUAUGUAAUGUGUGAUGUUUUAUUCUAUCAUGUACAUGUAUACGUAUGUUACAUGAUUUAUAUUUAUGAUUUCACAUUGCCAUGUAUGUUAACAUUAAAUACUUGUGUAAAAUAAAUGAUCUCAUCCUAAUUUUUUGCACCUUAUGCACUUGAAUAAGACUACAUAAAAAUACUGUUUGUUGUGAAAUGAUUAUGAAUAUGAUAUUCUCAUUUUGGGGGGUGUUAUCAUUUAAAGAUAUUUAUUCCUUGGAGCAUUCAGCAAGUUCUGGGUAGUUUGCAUAGUUUACAACUUCUGAAACCACAGCGUUUAUGCAUACUCUAAUGUUUUACACACUAAAACUUGGCCUAGCAUAUGUUUGUUGAAAACAAAUUCAAAGAAAGAAAGAAAGAAAGAGAAAAAAGCCUAACCACACCAAAUAAGAUAUACUGUAUUAGAUGCAGCACACUAUACAUACUGAAUGUUCCAUUACGUUGUAUUUAUUCAAUCAGUUUUGGUACUAGUGAAAAAAAUAUGUUCUUGACAAUAAUUUUGAAGGAUCAGAUGGAGACAAUCAGGUGUUGGUUACAGUGCA